CAAGUCACGCGCGUGCGCGGUCGGACCGGCCAAGAUGGCGGCCUCCGUGUGGCGCCGAGUCCAGGCGGCGGCGGGUCGGCAGUUGCGGUUACCCCGCCCCCACAGCAGGAGCUCCGGCAGCUCGGUCGGGGCGGCACCGGUUGCGGAUGGCAGCGAGGAGCCAGGGCAUUAUGCACUGGUGGAGUUCUCUGGUAAGGAAAGUAUAGAAGCAGUCCAACGUGCUUCCACCAUCCCAGGCCUCCAGCACGAAUGUGCUGUUCCGUUCAAAUCCAGAUUUUUCAAUUUGAGGAAUAACCAUCUUGGAUCGCAGACUGCCAUUCAUCCUUCCGUGCUUCGGCUUAAACAGUCUGUCAUCUCUCUUAAUGAACUCUUACAGAACAUCUCUGGAGCCGAGAGUAUAGAUGAACAAUUAUACACGGUCCUCGAGGAGAUGCAGCUUACCGAAGAGAAUACACGUCUUCGAUUUCUCGUGUGUUCCCUACUAAAUGAAAUUGCGGCAGCUUACUUUCCAGAAUGUUCGAUCAGACCUUUUGGGUCAACUGUAAAUAAUUUUGGCAAGAUGGGCUGUGACCUCGACAUGUUUCUGGAUCUGGACGGCAUUAGUGGAAGAAAUAAAACUAAGCCAGGCGGUGCCUUCUCCGUGGAGUACCAAACGAAAAGGGUGGCAUCAGAGCGGGUGGCAACGCAAAGCAUCCUUUCGGUGAUAGGGGAGUGCAUUGAUCAAUUUGCCCCAGGAUGUACAGGAAUGCAGAAGAUACUCAAUGCUAGGUGCCCGUUGGUGCGAUUUUCUCAUCAGCCUUCAGGAUUUCAAUGUGACCUCACUGCCAAUAAUAGAAUUGCAAUGAGAAGCACCGAGCUCCUUUAUAUUUAUUCUACUCUUGACCCUCGGGUACGGGCCCUGGUGUUCGGUAUUCGAUGUUGGGCUCGUGUUCAGGGUAUCACCAGUAGUGUGCCUGGCGCUUGGAUCACUAAUUUCUCCUUGACCAUGAUGGUUCUUUUCCUGCUGCAGAGGAGAAAUCCACCAAUUAUACCAACACUGGAUCAGCUAAAAGCCCAAGCAGCAGAGAAAGAUGUGCAUAUUAUUGAAAGUCAUGACUGCACCUUUGCUUCUGAUUAUAAAAUGAAGUCUUCCCAAAAUACCGAGACUCUGGAGGAUCUCCUCCAAGAAUUCUUUGAAUUUUAUGGUUCCUUUGCUUUUAAUAAAAUGUCCAUCAAUAUCAGAAAGGGUAAAGAACAAAACAAGCCUGAGCCAUCACCGCUGCACAUCCAGAAUCCAUUUGAACAAGCGCUAAAUGUUAGCAAGAACGUUAAUCAAACCCAACUGGAUAGGUUUGUGCGAGCAGCUCGGGAGAGCGCCUGGAUCUUGCAGCAGGAAGGCCUCAAACACCCAAAGGCCGAACCUUGGGGAUUUUCUGCUCUGCUUCUUCCUAACUCUCAAACCUCGAUGGGAAAGAGCAAAAAGAGGAGGAGACAGCCAGCUAGCGAGAGGAUUAAAAACUUGUUGGAUUCACUGAAGGCAAACAAGCAAUCCACUGACAAUUUAAGCAGGCCAAAUGGCCAUCAAAAAAUUAUUCCCAUUGUGCGAUAGCAACCCCUUGUAUAAAUAGAGUUGUGUCUGAGGAAACAUUGUUCACUUGA
Molecule: messenger RNA, 1638 nt
Organism: Amblyraja radiata (thorny skate)
Lineage: Eukaryota; Metazoa; Chordata; Chondrichthyes; Rajiformes; Rajidae
Gene: mtpap
Product: mitochondrial poly(A) polymerase
Exons: 8
Coding region: 35-1588 (517 amino acids)
Biological process (GO): RNA 3'-end processing
Cellular component (GO): mitochondrion
Molecular function (GO): poly(A) RNA polymerase activity
Source: RefSeq, a predicted model, not a curated record